Lentinula edodes (shiitake mushroom) is the source of this 1005-nucleotide messenger RNA. RefSeq lists its product as uncharacterized. The transcript is spliced from 5 exons. The coding region runs from base 35 to 871 and encodes 278 amino acids. The record is from RefSeq and is a predicted model, not a curated record. Lineage: Eukaryota; Fungi; Basidiomycota; Agaricomycetes; Agaricales; Omphalotaceae.
GAUUCGACGCGUUUGUUUCUUCAAUACAACAUCCAUGGCAGCAAACCCAAUUGCUUUACUCGCGCAGGGCCCCAACCAUCAGUACGGACGGAUAGGUCUCCCUCAAAAUCCUCCCCAGAAUCCUCCUACACCGGCUGAGGUAAUUGAAGCUGUCCGUCUUGCCAAUCGUGCUCUGAGGUAUCGUGAUGAUGCUGCCCCACCUACAUCCAAUGAAUAUGUCAGUGAUGAAGCAGUUGCUGCAUGUUUUUGUUAUAAAGAGGCUGUGAUAAAGUCAGGAACUGGUGUUGCGGGUGCACCGCUUUGGUUCCAACAAUGGAACCAAGCCAAUUUUGUUCCUUUAGUGAACGAUGUCAACAACAUCAAGGACGAUGUCAACAACAUCAAGGACAAUGUCAACAACAUCAAGGACGAUGUCAACAACAUCAAGGACGAUGUCAACAACAUCAAGGACGAUGUCAACAACAUCAAGGAAAAUGUCAACACCAUCAAGGACGAUGUCAACACCCUCAAGGAUGAUGUCAGCACCAUCAAGGAUAGUGUGAAUACUUUGAGGUUGGAUACAUCGACGCUUCUAAUUCGGGAUGGGAAGGACUGUAAUGGACAGCGGAAUGUGAACAAUAGUGGUCCUUUCUAUGAGAUUCCCUUUUCAGAUGGUAGGAAGCCAUGGGGCCUUAGCGUUGACAGACCAGGACAUCCAAAUGUGAUCCUCCCAAGACUCGAUAAUCAGGCAUCGAUUGACAAUCUCACGUAUGACCAAUCAUAUGCCUAUUUUGCUGGGUAUUACCCAAAUAUGCCAGUUUUGAAUACUGGGCCUAAUACCCUCCGUGACUGGAAGCUUGCUAUAGCUCGUGUGAUUGGACAUGUAGCUUGACUGACUGUAUUAUCCAGAAAGUUCCGAGUUCUGAAAUUGUAAUGUGCGUUGUACUAUAGAUACAGAUAAUGAUGUCGUUUAGUUAAAUGCAUAUAGUCACAUUAUAUAGAGCCUUUUCUGGCUUUUAGAUGCCU